AUGCAGGUGCAACCGGGUCCCGAGGCAGCCGUUUUCGUCUUCCUGCAACAGUUCUUCAAUCAACUCUACCCAUCCCAUGAUUACAACAAGUCCCGAGGAGGCAGCCUGGUCUGGCUGAUCAUAACCCAGGACCCUCCUAUUGACGCCCAACCUCAGCCUUCAAUCGAGAUAUUCAUUCCAGAAACGUAUCUCGGUGCCGUUUCGUAUCGAGCUUGUUCGACGGCUUCCCCCCCCGUUGGCACCCCUCCCCCCCCGCACUCACUGUCUUCCCCGUCGACACCGCUCUACGGUCCUCCACACGCUUGCGAUUUCGAGCGAGUGCUGAGGUGGCAUUUUCUGCUUUCCUGUAACGGCGUCAUCCCUUGCACAAGUGAGCAGAGGGCAAAGCUCUACCAAGGCUGA
Sodiomyces alkalinus F11 is the source of this 402-nucleotide messenger RNA. RefSeq lists its product as hypothetical. The transcript has 4 exons. The coding region runs from base 1 to 402 and encodes 133 amino acids. The record is from RefSeq and is a predicted model, not a curated record. Lineage: Eukaryota; Fungi; Ascomycota; Sordariomycetes; Glomerellales; Plectosphaerellaceae.